Galleria mellonella (greater wax moth) is the source of this 2741-nucleotide messenger RNA. RefSeq lists its product as uncharacterized. Gene Ontology annotation, molecular function: protein dimerization activity; DNA binding. Lineage: Eukaryota; Metazoa; Arthropoda; Insecta; Lepidoptera; Pyralidae. Bases 608 to 2479 code for a protein of 623 amino acids. The record is from RefSeq and is a predicted model, not a curated record. The transcript has 2 exons.
GAUGAUGUGAGCAUGUUCGUUUCAUAAUAAAAAUGUUGCCAGGUAACCAAAAAGUCGUAUGUUUUUGUGCGAAUUACGAUCAUAAUCUUUACGAUCGUACAUUAAAAAAUAGACAAAUAAUAGUAUGAGUACGAUUUAAAUCGUAUAUCUGUCAACCCUGCUAGCAAGACAGCGACAAAAUCACGUUGCAUAACAAUGUAGCCCAAGCUUAUAUCUUAUGAAAUAUACGGAAGAGAUACGGACUUAGAAAAAACAGAAAUGUUGUUCUUUGUGGAAGUCAUUGAUGAAAUUCUAUGUAUUUUAGCCCGCAAACUUUCUUCAAACAAAAACAGCGCCAUCUAGUAUCGAGUUCUGUAAUUAUCUCUUUGUUUAUGGAUUUGAAGUAAGACCGCCACGCAUGCAAUACAUUAUGACUGGGGAUUCCCCUAUUCGUCGACGCUGAAUAUGAGGCGACGACAAUCACUGUCAAACGUGUUCACUAUUACUCUGACUCUGGUAACGUGACUUCCUGGUAACGUGUUAGGUAGGAAAAGCAGUAAAAAAGUGCAUAUUAAGGGAGCAGAUUUGAAAUAAUAUUUAUACUUAACAAGAAAUAAUUAAAGGUUCAAUGGGGAGACCUAAAGAUUUACGCAUAUGGGAGCACUACCGUACUUUACCAAACAAGUCUGUUUCUUGCAAGCUUUGUAAUAAGGUCUACAAAUUCAGUAAUGCUGCCAAAAUGCUUCAACAUCUUAUCACUUGUCCAAAAUCUCCAGAAACAUUAAAAGACUCUAUGAAACUUAUAAAAGAUAGCUCGUCCAAAACCAAAAUGUCUGGACUGUCAGAGAUAGAGACAAAUGAUUCUUUUAUAAGCCCCUCGUCGUCUGCUAACACUACAAUAAAUGCUGAGUUUCAAGACACCGAUGAUCAUAUAAAAACAGAAUUAGCGAGAGCUAUAUUUGUAACAGGGACGCCAUUAUCGAUGGUGCAACAUCCUUUAUGGAUACAAUUUUUCGAAAAAUUGCAACCAAAAUUUAAAAUACCUUCACGUAAAGCUUUAGCGACAAAAUACUUAGAUAAAAUAUAUAGAGAAAUGCGUUUUGAGUUAAAUGAGGAACUAAAUGCUUGUAGUUACUUACACCUUCAGUGCGAUGGCUGGUCUAAUUUAAGAAAUGAAGGAAUAAUAAACUUUCUUAUAUCAAAACCUCAACCUGCAUACGUUAAAAGUUUGAAUACAGAAAGUAAUCCUCACACUAGUGAAUACCUUAGCCAAGAAGUUGAAAAAGUAAUGAAAGUGUAUGGAGCAAAUAAGUUUCUUGUACUUAUUGGCGAUAACGCUAGAAAUAUACAAAAGGCAUUCGAAUUAACAAAACUCAAAUAUCCACAUGUUGUUCCUCUCGGUUGCUGUGCACAUAUCCUUAACUUGUUGUGCCAAGAUAUUGUAAAGAUACAAGAAGUAACUGUGUUUAUUAUGCAAGCCAUAAAUAUAAUAAAAACUGUUAAAAGGAGUCAACGAUUAAGUUCCUUGUUGAUAAAAUCAAGGCAGGGUGAAGAUUCUACACAAACACUAAAAUUGCCUUGUGCUACAAGAUGGGGAAGUCAUGUUACUUCGUUAAAAAGUUUGAAAGCAAAUAAGAUAGCUUUGCAAAUAUUAACAGUUAGAGAAGAUGUGGUAAUUUCAAGAGAUAUUAAAGAUUUAAUUCUAAGUGAUGAUUUCUGGACGAAGACAGGGGAAUGUAUAAGUAUUUUGGAACCAGUCACUGAAAGCAUAUUUUACUUAGAGAGCGACCAGAAUCGUUUGCAUCGCACAUACAUUACAUUUAGAGAUGUACAAGCUAAGAUACGUUUUGCAUUAAAUGAGAUUUCGACAUUGAGCGAAGAAAGCAAACAGCAGAUUCUAACAUCAGUAUCUUCAAGAUGCAAUAUGGCAAUGAGGCCAAUACAUUUUGCAGCAUAUAUUCUAGACCCCAGGACUCUAGGAGUCGAACUUACUCAAGAGGAAGAACUUAAGGGUAUGGAGUUUAUCUACAAUUUAAGCCAACACUUAAGUUUGUCAAAUGUAAUGGCAGAUUUGGCGUGUUAUAAAGCUAAAGAAAACUUUUGGGCCAGAGGAUUUGUAUGGAGCUCAUUAGAUAGCAUUGAGCCCCUAAUAUGGUGGAAAGGUAUUUGUGGUUCCACUGAGUUAAGCAAAGUAGCGAUUCGUAUUCUAUCAGCUCCCUGUACUUCGGCAGCCACUGAGCGUUCCUUUAGUAUCCAAGGCUACAUACAUAAUAACAAAAGAAAUCGACUUACAACUGAAAGAACUGAAAAAAUUUCAUUCAUUUGUUAUAACUGGAAUCUUAAACAUAAAGCUGAAUGCGAGGACAUUCAGUUUAAUGAAGAAAAUACCUUAGAAGCUUUCAUUGAGCAAGUAAAUGAACAUAACAGUUUAGACGAAAUAGAGCCUAUCGAACCUAUACAAUUCAUCGCUUGUAAUAACUCUGAAUCUGACAGUGAUUGACUGUAGUUUUACAUUUUACUUUCAUCUCUUUCUUAAUAAACUCAAAAUCAAAUUAAAAGUUUUUUAUUCUGUAGGCUGCAUAAUAAUAUUGUCUAUGUCCAGUAUAGUGGACGUCUUGCGGCUGAGAUGACGAUGAUGAAGUACAAAAUCAUAAACACCCAAAAAUUUGGGUGUUUAUGGGGUUUAAACCCAAUAAACCCAAAACACCCGGUUUUUACCCACCAGACUUUAAACCCACCCAGGUGGAUUGCCCAUCUCUAGU